Molecule: messenger RNA, 369 nt
Organism: Nicotiana attenuata
Lineage: Eukaryota; Viridiplantae; Streptophyta; Magnoliopsida; Solanales; Solanaceae
Exons: 1
Coding region: 1-369 (122 amino acids)
Source: RefSeq, a predicted model, not a curated record
AUGAGGUCCGACCCGAGCACCAGAAAAUUCGACGCCCUCUGCAAAUUCCAGCAGCAACACGGACAAAAGACAGAAGACUGCAUCGCCCUCAAGCAAGAAGUUGUGAACAUGUUGCAGCAGGGAAACCUCAAAGAGCUACUGAGCGACAAGGGGAGAAACAACUUCGCCAGAGGUCAUGAACACCAAGGCUCGCCGAAGCCACCAUCACCAAAUCGCACAAUCAACAUGAACAUCAGCGGCAACGACGAUGCCUCCAUCAACGACAUUAAAUUCACUGUCGCUCACAAGCUCAAAAGAUCUAUCACCCAUGAACGGUAUGACCGACUCGAAGAAAGUAUCAUCUUCACGAGUCAGAUGCCUACUGUUUGA